AUUGCCUUAAAAGGGCAGGAGUUCUGAUUGGCUGCCCUCUCUCAUGUACUAACAACGAUACUGUGCUAAAAAGUUUCGCUAGUAACUGUGCCCUAACAUGCCUUGAAGAGCAGUUUUGAGAGAUAUACCAGUUAUACUGAGGUAUAAUCACUUUGCUGUCUUGCUGUUUAGUCCAAUUUGCAUCAGUACAUAUGUUAAGAUACUGUACUGUGUUUGCCAAGCACUUACGAUUUGAAUAAGCUGCUUCAGAAUACAAGGUCCUCAGUUUGAUGCAGCCCAGUUUUGAAUCAAAUAGCCUUCUAUUUUUUAAACCUCCUUUUCCUAGCUCUCUGCUUUCCUCCUAUUCUACUUGCAUGCAACUCAUCAACCCUCUGUCCUGUCUCUCCUUCUCCUCUCUCUUCCACCCCCCCUCCUCCUCCAGUCCUUACAACACUCAGCCACAACACACUGCCCUCUACCAGCCCCCCAAAAAGCAAGCCACCAACAUCCCAUACUUUGAGCGCUUCCCGGUGGUAUUCCCUAUGAUCGACCCCACCUCCGGCCCCCGGCUGGUCAAAUGCGAGAAGCGUCCCCUUCUGGGGCGUGACAACCCCCUGGAUCCACCAGAACAGUUGGAUGAGUCCCUGGCAAGCAUCUUCCCUGACCUGGAGAAUGACGACAUGUUCGCCCGACGCACCCAGGCCUUCCACUCCAACUCUGCGCUGGCUGUGCUGAAAACCCGGGUGUGCGUAAACCACUUGUCCGACCACCUCUAUGCCUCGAACCCCCAGCUCAACAUCGCCACCCAGCCGCAGACACCAGGCAAGGAUCACAAGACCAUCAUCCCUGACAUCGAGAGGGACGACUUCAUCUUUCGGAAGGUCAACCAGCCCCAGGAUGGUCGGCGGCAGAGACCAGUGUUGGGUGCGGCCGACAGCUACAACCCGAUGACCAUCCCUGAGCCCUGGGCACUGCCUGCCAAGCUCCAGGCGCGGCUGCUCUGCCCCCCCUCACCUUUGACCCAGGAGGUUGAAGCUGAGGGCAGGGAGAACCAUGAGGAAAGAGGAGAUCGUGAUGGGCACCCUAAAACGGACGACAUGUUGCUGAGGAAGUUUGGGGUGGUGCUCGGGGUGGGGGUGGGGGCAGUGCGUGUCCAAGAUCAGCGGUCAUAUCUAGGUAUGUCGGCCAAUCAGAUGGGUCCGUCGCUGCCCACUUCCUGUAGCGAGGGUGACCUGCAGAAGAUGGUGGCGAUUAGGGAGGCGAGUCGGCUGAGGUACAAGAAGAGGAUGAUGAUUGAGAGGUUAGCCUUUCUGAAGAGUUAGGAACUAAAAUGGCUGCUGAAAACAACAACUUCGCUACAGUGCCUGUUGCUCUCAGAGCAAAUCUCAUAUGGCACCCCAAACCCUAUAUAGUGCACUGCUAUGGGCGACAGGUAGCUUAGCGGUUAGAGCGUUGGGCCAGUAACCGUUGCUGGUUCAAAUACAAGGUGAAUAAUCGGUCAAUGUGCACCUGAGCAAAGUACUUAACUCGAAUUUGCUCCAGAGGCGCUGUACUACUUUGACUGACCUGGAGCCACAUAGGUCUACCGUAUAAGGCUCUAGUUAAAAGUAGUGCACUAUAUAGGGAAUAGGGUGCCAUUUGAGACAGAGACUCAAAUCUCCAGGUUGUGUAUUGUUGUUUUCUUCUUUAACCCCCACACCUCCCGCCCCCACACACACACCGGUGCUGUUUACUUCUAAUAAACCCUUUUCUGUCUGUUAUU
Oncorhynchus gorbuscha (pink salmon) is the source of this 1741-nucleotide messenger RNA. Its product is annotated as LIM domain only protein 7-like. Lineage: Eukaryota; Metazoa; Chordata; Actinopteri; Salmoniformes; Salmonidae. The record is from RefSeq and is a predicted model, not a curated record. The transcript has a single exon. Bases 270 to 1301 code for a protein of 343 amino acids. Gene Ontology annotation, biological process: regulation of cell adhesion; regulation of signaling.